Molecule: messenger RNA, 1818 nt
Organism: Exophiala oligosperma
Lineage: Eukaryota; Fungi; Ascomycota; Eurotiomycetes; Chaetothyriales; Herpotrichiellaceae
Exons: 8
Coding region: 1-1818 (605 amino acids)
Molecular function (GO): RNA binding
Source: RefSeq, a predicted model, not a curated record
AUGUCUUCGCGACUUGCUUCCGCCUCGAAGAGCCCUCCAAAGAGGGUUACCAUGCCUCCUCUGCCUCUACCCAUCCCCACAGCUCUUUCAAGAGCUUCAACUCCGCCUUCUCCCUCCCCCGCCCGUGGUAUGGGCUCUCUAGAGACUGAAAUGGGCUUCCUAUCAGUCGGCACUACCAAUACACGUCCUAGCUCGUCUGCUACCUCCCCCCUUGCUGGGGCUGGCGUCACUCCUCUUCGAGAGGAUGAUGUCUUUGCUUAUGCUCCUCCAACCGGUCCCGCUGCCCUUCGUGGCCUUCCCGGUCAUAUUUCCCAACGCGUUGAUGCAAGCUUCCGUGGUCCUGCUACUGCCUUUGGCAGCUUCGAACCUCGCGCAGACCGCCUCAUACAAGGACCAAACGCAAGAAAUGCGCAAGGAAUCUUUCCUCCUGAAGCUCUCAUUUUUGUCGCCAAUUUGUCAAGUCAGAAGACUGUGGAGCAACUCCAACAGUCCUGCCACGAAGUCUUUGACGAGUUCGGCACUUGCCACAUCUUUGUCAAAUACGACCCACGCCGUCAUCCGUUUGCUUUUGUUCAGUUUGAGAACGUCGAAGAUGCGAAUCAAGCAAUGACCUACACCACAGACCUUGAGCUGGAUGGCCGCAAGAUUCGUUUGGAGCGUGGAAAGGCCGACCGUGCUGUCAUAAUGUCAAAGAAGGAUGGAUCUGCUCUGACAGAAGCUGAAGCUCGAGGAGUGCUUGAACCGUACGGGAAAGUCGAGCUCUGUGUGCCUGCGGAAAGCAACCACCUAAACAUCCGCGGGAUGUACGUCAAAUUCGCAUUCUAUCUCGACUGCCGUGAUGCUCUAAAGAGUCCCUACACUAUCGUCCUUGCUCCGGCAAUGGAGCCACGCUUCAACCUUGGACCUGAUGGGUUGCUUAUGGUCCGUGGCUUCGCAAGUCCCCGUUCCAUCAUGGAUGCAAGAUCAAUCUUUGUCGGCAACUUGCCUGAAUUCGCCACUCGCCCAGAGGUUGAAGCUCUAUUCCAGGAAUUCGGCAGCAUCAUACAGACAAACAUUAUCAAGAAGGCUUUCACCGACGGAGGAAUCAACGUCUUUGCAUUCGUUGAAUUCGCACACCCCAACGAAGCAGAUCGAGCAUCUCUCGCCGAGCGUGAACUGCAUGGAAACAAGCUCCGAAUCGAGCCCAAAGAAUACUCUUCUCGCCGAGCAUCUCGGUUCAACAUUGAAAAGCCCAUCGUUCAUCAUCAUGCUCCUCGCUACAACCACAACCACAACAACAACCACACGGGUCCUAUGAUGAUGAAUAGGGGUGGUGGAGGAGGAGGACCACGCGCGUACGACUACAACUACCACCACCCUUCUUCUUCGGCGGCGGCGGCGGUGGUGCGACAAUUUCCAGUCUACACCAACAACACCUCGACUCCGUACCACAACCCUCCGGGAGCUCCUACCCUCUACCAUGCUCAGCCCAUCUUCAACCCGAUGAUGACGCAAGUCGAAACUCCACCUCACCACAGCUACGGGAUGAACAACAACGGCCAAGGCUACGGACACGGUCACGGUCAUGGACAUCAGAGCAACAUUGCAGCCCUGCCAGGUUCGGCGGCAGCAUACCAAACCCCUCCGUCGUCGUCCAACAACUACGCCCAGCACGCCCUCCCUUUGGGUUUGUUCACUCCCACUCCUCAGGGCAACAACAACGACUACGGCGGCGGCAGCUACGCUUCUUCGCAUCCGUGGGUGGUUCCCAACAACGGCGCCGCGCCGGGACAUCAUUACAACACCAACACCGACAACGAAGGCACCUACUGGCGCUAG